UGAUGCAUGAAGUUCCUGGAGAGACUUGGAAAGCACAUAAAAUCUGUGUUUUGGCCACAGCAGUGGAUUAUGAAAAGGCAAGAUAUAAAGCCAAAAUGGCAGAAACAAAUCUAAUUGUAGCCAGUGAACCUGAAGAAUUAGAUCGCAGUCAGCAGUCAAGACAACCUACCAAACGCUACAUUGAUCUUGAGCCUGAACCUGCUCCACUGAAACGGCAGAGACAAUCACAAACAGUCACAGCUGCAGUCGUACACCAGCCACCAGUUCCACCACCACCCAUGGGUUUGGCUCCUUCUGGUCAUAACUCUCUGGUUACUCUUGUCUCCAAGCAACCUUCCACCUCCGAGUUACCUUCCACCUCCGAGUCACCUUCCACCUCCGAGUCACCUUCCACCAGCGAGUCACCCUCCACCAGCAAGUCAUCUUCAACUUUCACCUGAGAUCAACCUUCCACUUGCAAGCCGUCCUUCACCUGCAGCCUUCACCCGUCCUGUUAGGCACUCUCUAUCAGCAGGUAUUGACAGAUAUUUAGUCAGUACAAUAGAGGAGAUUAAGGACAGGCUGACUAUGCUGG
Pimephales promelas (fathead minnow) is the source of this 574-nucleotide messenger RNA. The record is from RefSeq and is a predicted model, not a curated record. Lineage: Eukaryota; Metazoa; Chordata; Actinopteri; Cypriniformes; Leuciscidae.